Molecule: messenger RNA, 1773 nt
Organism: Aspergillus oryzae RIB40
Lineage: Eukaryota; Fungi; Ascomycota; Eurotiomycetes; Eurotiales; Aspergillaceae
Exons: 2
Coding region: 1-1773 (590 amino acids)
Biological process (GO): regulation of DNA-templated transcription
Molecular function (GO): zinc ion binding; DNA-binding transcription factor activity, RNA polymerase II-specific
Source: RefSeq, a predicted model, not a curated record
AUGUCCCCGUUGUUGAACAGUCCUUGCUUUCUUUUCGUAGUUAGUGUAAUUAAUAUUGAGCCGCUUUCUAGAAUUCGAAAAGUCAAGUGUGGAGAAGAAAAGCCAAACUGUGUCCGAUGCACCAGCACAGGCCGUAAGUGCGAGUAUGCAGGCACAUCCUCCGGUACCUUCUCUUCUACACCUUCCACCACCUCGAUACAGGAGUACCCGCUUUCAUCAGUACCGAAUACGGUGUGGCGAGAGCGUCGUGCCUUUGCCUACUACUUCCAGCAGGCCGCCCUGUCUAUCGGUGGUGGACUAGAUGUUUACUUCUGGCGUACUGUCGUCCCGCAAGUCUGUCGAAGUGAGCCAGGCGUAUGGGACGCCAUCAUCGCACUCAGUGACCUGUUCGAGAGUCCCGAAGAGCAUUCUCGCCCACCCACUGAAAAGCGCCGAGACGCGCUGGGCUGGUAUUCACGUUCGGUGUCUGCUAUCCGGCAGCGAAUUGAGCGUGGUGGCAUAGAUAUCUUCGUCGGGCUUAUAAGCUGUAUUCUCUUUAUCAGCAUCGAAGCCAUCCAAGGAAAUGAACAAGAGGCACUACAGCUGUAUGGUCAAGGUGUCCAUCUCAUUCGCAUGUUGCGCACUCAAAUAGCUUGUGGGGUCAUAUCAGCAACACAUGCUUCCUUGUUAGAGGAGACAAUCGUCCCGAUAUUCGUACGUCUAGGGGUAGUUGCUCUCACCAUUGCUCAUCUUCCAGUGAGCGGUCUACUCCUGGACAAUGAUCCUGUACCGGUGCAAGAGUUUGUCACCCUCAAGUCUGCUCGGGAGGCCAUCGCUCGCUUAAGCAUGGAGAUCCAGCUGUUUGAACGCACUUGCAUAGAGCACCGACACGAGUUUCGCGCCUCGUAUAUGCACCCGGACUUUGUGGCCCGACAAAAGGUCCUGUCAGCUAAAUUAAGGAACUGGCAUACUGCCUUUACCGUCCUCAUAGAUGGCCUGCGCACGAAAGACGGUUAUUCACUGCAACAAAUUGGCACAGGCGCCCUUCUUUUAACUUACUACGAAAUGUCAUUCGUGAUACUCGCAACCUGCACAUCGUCUUCACACAUGAUAUACGACACUUAUACACCAAGCUUCCAGAAUAUAAUUGAACAGUCUGGGGUCGCUAUGAAUGCUUUAGCACGAUCAGACGGCACACAACCGCCGUUCACAUUCGAAAUCAACGUCGGUUUUCCGCUUUGGUUUACCUGCCUCAGGUGUCGUGAACCCAAGAUUCGACGUAUGGCACUAGCUUUGUUUCGCCGAGGACCUCAGGCGCAGGCUUUCUACAACUCUGCUGGAGCAGCAGUCCUUGGUGAAAGGGUCAUGCUGCUAGAAGAAGCGCUAGCAAUUAGAGCAAACCAAGGCAAAACCAAGCCUCUGAAACUGGACUCAACCAAAACAGCUAUAGAUAGUCAUGCCUAUAGUGCGGGCCAUAGUAGCGACGCUUCCAGCGUCGAUUCUAGCUAUCUCCCUGUUACUCAAGACACCAAACUUGAGGCACACUCAUAUCCGGUGCCGGCAGGCCGGGCAGCCACGACUCCCACCACACUAUUCGUUCCGGAAGAGGCACGCCUUGGACCCAUUGGCAUCUUUCGGUCACAAGACGGAUUCCCGCCAGGAACAAAAGAGGAAGAAGUCGAAAAGUGGAACAAAAGGCGCGAUCAGCGCUUUUUACGAUUCUCCCGGAACGAGCAUGACCAAGCCAGCGACACUUGGCAUGUUGUUCAUGAAUAUGUUCCUAUUGAUGUUUAA